UCGGUACCGACGUGUUGUACCGACGUGUUGUCCGGUACCGACGUGCUGUCCGGUUUGUGUUGACAGCCAGGCCUACCCUAACCCUAAGCUAACGAGCUAACGAGCUAGCUGUCGCCGUUACUCGCGGAGGUGACGGAAGUGAACGGUCAGGAACACCUUCCACACCGGGAGCGCGCGGCGCAGGCCCGACGUCUGCUGCCGUCCCCGUGGUGAACCGGCACCGGGAGGAGGAGGAGGAGGAGGCCCAUGUAGGAGCAGCGGGACGGACGCACGCCUGGCUCGGGCAGCAGCUCCUCCAGCUGUAAGAUGUGGCUGAAGAUGUUCUUCCUGCUGCUCUACUUCAUACUGCUCUUCAUGCUGGCCAGGAUCUUUGAGGCCGUGGUCUGGUACGAGACCGGGAUGUUCGCCACCCAGCUGGUGGACCCGGUCUCCCUCAGCUACAAGAAGCUGAAGACCAUCCUGGAGUGCCGGGGCCUGGGCUACUCCGGACUGGCUGAGAAGAAGGACGUCAGCGAGCUGGUCGAGAAAUCAGGAGAGUUGACUCAGGGCGAGCUGUACUCAGCCAUCAAGAAAGAGAAGGAGCAGACGGAGGCAGGAGACGCCAUCACAACUCACUUCAGUGGAGAGAUGCACUUCUAUGAAUUAGUGGAGGACACUAAAGACGGGAUAUGGCUGGUUCAGGUCAUUGCCCAGGACCGGGAAGCCCUGCUCAGUCAGUCCAACUGGGGGAAGAUGGUGCAGAAAGUGUCUCAGUUUGGGAUCAGAACUGGAACCUUUAACUGCUCUAAUGACUACAGGUCAUGCAUCAAGCGUGGCUGGCAGCGCUCCACCCUCGUCAUGUCCGUUCCUCAGACGUCAGCGUCAAAGGGCAAGGUCAUGCUGAAGGAGUACGACGGGCGACGCAUCGAAACGGAGCACAUCUUCCGCUGGAUGACCUCACACGUGGCUCAUCGAAUCAAAACCCUGCGUCGCUCCGAGCAGCUGGCGGAGGAGUGGCGCUCCGACCCGGCCCACCCGGUGAAGAUGUUUCUGUUCGCCCAUCUGGCCCAGCCGCCCGCCUUCUUCUCCGCGCUGUCUGUCAAGUUCACCGGCAGGAUCGAGUUCAUCUUCGUGGAUGUACGUCACUGGGACGACCACAGCAUCCUAUCGGAGAUCGAUGUGACACAGAGCCCCGCCUACAUUCUCAAGACGCCCGAGGGCAUCUAUCGCUAUGGCAACAGUACCGGGGAGUUCUUGUCCCUGGCUGCCAUGGAUACUUUCCUGCGUUCGAUCCAGCCGGAGGUCAAUGAUCUGUUUGUCCUCAGUCUGGUUCUGAUCAACUUGCUGGCCUGGAUGGACCUCUUCAUCACACAGGGGGCAACCGUGAAGAGAUUUGUAGUUCUGAUCCGAACACUUGGAACCUACAACUCCAUACUGCUGGUGUCCUGGCUUCCUGUUCUGGCUCUCCUCCAGCUGCCCUAUCUGGACACUCUGUACGGUUACAGUCUGAAGCUGCUCCGGUAUGCCGACACCACCACAUUGGCCAGCCUGGUGAGAGCUGACUGGACCUUCUACUCAUCCCACCCGGCCCUCUUCCUGUCCACCUACCUGGCCCACGGCCUGCUGGUCGACUACUUUGAGAAGAAACGCCGCUGCGGCAUCAGGACCCAAGAGGACAACACCACCAACCUGGAGUGGCUGGCCAGCCUGUGGGACUGGUACACUUCCUACCUGCUCGUCCCAAUCGCCUCGCUGCAGCAGGUCCCGUCAGACCACUCCGACUGGGAGGAUGACCACCACUUCAUAUUAGAGCGUUUGGCUUUCCCCGAUCUCUGGCUUCGCCCUUUGAUAAACAUGGACUAUAUUAAAGCCCUGCCCACCUGGAGGUUCAGAGUUGUCGGUGAGGACGGGGAGGGGAGGGGGAGUGGUGGGAGGCUGGAGGAGGAGACAGAUAGUUCACAUUCAGACACAGAGAGCAGGGAGCAGAUGGAGUCCCCUCCACACAAGAGGUCAUUGUGCGACCAGGACGGCAACGGGCAGCUGUCUGCCCGCAACGACACGGACGCCGACAGUAGCUGUCCGUCCUUCUGCUGUCGCCAUGGGAACAGAGGCUCAUCCUCCGCCGACGGGCCACUGACAGAUUGGUCGACGUGGCCCUGUGGCGUGCUGCAGUGCUCCGAGUGCGUGGUGUGUCUGGAGAACUUCGUGGAGGAGGAGCUGCUGAUGGGUCUGCCCUGUGGCCACGCCUUCCACCAGCACUGCAUCGCCGUGUGGCUGGCAGCGGGCAGACACUGCUGCCCGGUGUGCCGCUGGCCCAGCUACAAGAAGAAACAGCAGAGGGCUGCUCAGAGCUCUGCUGAAAACACACUGCAGGACUGAAGUAGCGGCAGUUUGUACACUACCGGCCCAUCAGCUAACAGCAGACAGACACGGUAGGAGACCAGCUGAUGAACAUAGGGGAGCAUGUAGCAGCUAAAGACACAGAUAUUUCCCUGAGGAGCUGGUGGAGGCCAAACCUGAGCUAAAAGGAGAGUGAAUAUUGGACACAAACACAGCUCCGAUGGGACGGUCCUGUUGCUCUGUGUCUGCUGUUAGUGGAUUCACCUUAUCAACUUUAUGGGAUGAUGAUAUGUCAGAUGUUGUGUUGAGAGUUUGCCUAAAUAAUAAAUAAAUAAAUAAAUGAAUGCACCUUUAACAACACAGUGGUAUUAUUUAAUCAAUUAUGUAUCAUGACUGACCUUAAACAAUGCUGCAGGUUUAUUUAAUUGAAUAUAGUUUUCAACACUACACUACAGUUGUAUUUUCUUUAAUCAGGGCAAAUGGAUUUAUAUAUUUAUGUUCUCUGUGAGCUAACAGGACACAGUGCAUGUCAUGGUGCCUCUACCAGGGCGGAGUUCGUGAGACAACCUGAUAUCAAUCUAACACGGCUCGUAAGGACGUGAGCUUCAGGGACGUUAGGGAGCAAAAAAGAUUCUGAGUGGAAGAAAAGACUGCUCAGUGUCUGUGCUUUUAUUUUUCCUUCAUGAAUCUCCAUGUCGACUGCCAGGAGCUGAGCUACUGUCAGGAUUCUGCCGAUGCCUUGCUCAUGGGCAACUUGUUGUGCAGUAAUCAA
This is a messenger RNA of Anoplopoma fimbria (sablefish), 3091 nucleotides long. Its product is annotated as E3 ubiquitin-protein ligase RNF103-like. The record is from RefSeq and is a predicted model, not a curated record. Gene Ontology annotation, molecular function: ubiquitin-protein transferase activity. Gene Ontology annotation, biological process: protein ubiquitination. Gene Ontology annotation, cellular component: endoplasmic reticulum. Lineage: Eukaryota; Metazoa; Chordata; Actinopteri; Perciformes; Anoplopomatidae.